GCUCGGAACACUGUAGAGACAUCUCAUGUGUGUAUCAGGCAACAAGUUUCGUUUAUAAUCAUCAUAAACAAGUAAAUGUCUACGUUGGUCUAUGUAUAAACCAAUUUUUAUAUUGUUUACACGUCUCGGGUGUUGUUCAAUUAAUCUCGAUAUUUUCUAUAAUUCCAUCUUGUAUUAAAGUGUAUGCGAAUCUGAGGAACUUUCAAGUUAGGGUUAUGGCAAAGAUGGAUCUGUCUAUGUUGAGAAGUAAAUUUCGUGGCUCGAUGCUGGGUGCUUUGGUCGGCGAUUGCACUGGUAGCCCUUAUGACAACGGCGAUAAAUUGUCGGAUGGAACGAAAUUGGUUUUGCAAAGGUCGUUUGACAAAUUGGAGGGUCCUCCGUUUAAAGCCCCUCUCAUGCAGUUUACAGACGAUUCUGCUAUGACUUAUUCCCUGGCUAAAUCUUUGGUCGAACGCAGAGAAUUGGACAUAGUUGAUCUCGCGAAAAGAUUUGUUAAGAGCUAUUACCAAGAGCCUAAUCGUGGCUAUGCGAUCGGUGUCCUUACGGUCUUCCAAAAAUUACGGAAUAAUAAAUGUACAGACGUUCUAUCUCCAGCCAAGGAACAAUUUGGGGGUGAAGGAUCCUGGGGAAACGGUGGAGCAAUGAGAAUUUCACCUGUUGCAUUAUUCUGUUACCAAAAUUAUGACAAACUCGUGGAAGUAGCUAAGAGUGUAUCUGAAAUCACUCACACAAACAAACUUGGAGUAGAUGGAGCAAUUUUACAAGCGAGUGCGAUUUAUCAAAGCCUCCAUUUGGAUCCCAACGAGGAAUUGAAUGUGAACAACUUUAUUGACGAUCUGAUUGACAAAAUGGAUAAAAUAGAGAAAGACGAAGAAGGUUUAGGCUUGUCGGAACCGCAGCCGUACAAAGUGCAGUUGAACAUAGUUAAAUCAUUAGUAGCCGAGGGCGAAGGAGCUGAACCGUACGAUGAGAAAGUUGUCCAAAAACUGGGGAACAGUGUCGCAGCCUUGUACUCCGUUCCUACCGCAAUAUUUUGCUUCUUGAGAGCACAGAAACCCAUCAGGGGGAUACAAACAGAGAAUCCGUUCAGAAGAGCAGUCCAGUAUGCAAUAAGUUUAGGUGGUGAUACGGAUACCAUUGGCAGCAUGACUGGCGCGAUUGCUGGCGCAUUUUACGGAGAAGGAAAAAUUAGUCCCAAUCUUUUGCAACAUUGCGAGGCAUCAGAAGAAUUCAGACUUCUGGGAGAUAAACUAUUCGAACUGGCCGUUGCGAAAUGAAGAUCGCAAACGCCGAAAUUUAUUUUAUGAUGAGAUCUCUGCAGAGAUCAGAUCAUCAUUUCUAAUUACCUGAUAAGCAUUUGUAUAUCAGUUGUAUUGUUUCUUAUAUAUUUAUAGUGAUUAGGAAUUUGUACAUUUAACAAAUAUAUUUACGAUCUAGUGA
This is a messenger RNA of Ceratina calcarata, 1440 nucleotides long. Its product is annotated as poly(ADP-ribose) glycohydrolase ARH3-like. The transcript has 6 exons. Gene Ontology annotation, cellular component: mitochondrion; nucleus. The coding region runs from base 216 to 1277 and encodes 353 amino acids. NCBI's taxonomy places the organism in Eukaryota, Metazoa, Arthropoda, Insecta, Hymenoptera, Apidae. The record is from RefSeq and is a predicted model, not a curated record.